This is a messenger RNA of Rotaria sp. Silwood1, 715 nucleotides long. The record is from the annotation of a GenBank genome assembly. NCBI's taxonomy places the organism in Eukaryota, Metazoa, Rotifera, Eurotatoria, Philodinida, Philodinidae.
AUGAGAACUCAUUCAUUAUAUUCUAAUUAUCCAUAUGCCAAUUACAAUGGAGCUUAUUAUGGAUAUGGUUACCCAGGUAUGUGAAUUAUUUCGAGUUGGAAAAAUCUUUUGAAUACUAUUUUUAUUUUCUUUUUGAUAUUCAGGAGCAUAUAGCCAGGGACUCUAUAAUGGAACUAAUUACCUUAGGACACAAUACGGGGGGAUGAAUUAUUGGAAUAGUUUUGAAAGAGGAGCUAAUCUCGCGAAUAUUGGUUUGCGUGCCUUUGCAAAUGGCUUCAGUAUCGGCGCUUCGUUUCUUGGUUUAUUAAGUAAUGGAUUCAUUAUUUAAUUAAAAUAUAAUUUUCAAAAUUAUCUCAUAAUGGUUAUAAAGGCAAUGAACAUUGUUUAUUGACAAUUUCUAAUCAAGAUACUUUUGUUCAUAAUUUUUUUUGUGAAAAAUUGCUCGAUGAGGAAGUUAACUUCUCUAUGCACUUUCAGAGAAGUUUAUGAUGCCCUCAACUUCCUCAUCCGCUUAAAUAAAAUUAUUUAUUUUUAUUUUGACUGUUUUUUUUUUUAUCAAUAAAGUUUUUGUUUUCGUGAAGAAAUUAUCUUUCAGUAGUAUUUUUUUUUUAGUUGAUGUAUAGAGCGAUAUCAUUUUGAUAUUAUUUCAAACAAUAUUCUAGUGUCAAUGUAAACGAGAGGGAUCAGAAGACCAAACAAAGGCGUCAGUACAACU